Messenger RNA from Vigna umbellata (rice bean), 429 nucleotides. NCBI's taxonomy places the organism in Eukaryota, Viridiplantae, Streptophyta, Magnoliopsida, Fabales, Fabaceae. The record is from RefSeq and is a predicted model, not a curated record.
AUGAAAGGGAAGGGAAUAAUCAUAAGAGGGUGGGCACCUCAAGUGUUAAUUCUUGAACACAAGGCAACGGGAGCAUUUGUGACCCAUUGUGGAUGGAAUUCAACCUUGGAAUCAGUGACUGCUGGGGUUCCCAUGAUAACAUGGCCAAUUUAUGCCGACCAAUUUUUCAAUGAGAAAUUGGUAACAGAAGUCCUUAAAAUUGGGGUACCUGUCGGUGCCAAAAAGUGGAAUGGAUUAGAAGGAGAUAGUGUUUCAUGGGAUGCGUUGGAGAAGGCAGUGAAGAGCAUAAUGACUGGGGAAGCAGCCAUUGUAAUGAGGAACAGCGCAAAGAACCUCUCGAAGCAGGCUAGGCUUGCCAUGGAAGAAGGAGGAUCCUCUGACUCUGAUUUGAUAGCUUUAAUUGAAGAAUUAAGUUCGAUGACUUUCUGA